Molecule: messenger RNA, 1560 nt
Organism: Caenorhabditis remanei
Lineage: Eukaryota; Metazoa; Nematoda; Chromadorea; Rhabditida; Rhabditidae
Exons: 12
Coding region: 1-1560 (519 amino acids)
Molecular function (GO): lipid binding
Source: RefSeq, a predicted model, not a curated record
AUGAUUUGGGUGUUACUUGUCAUACUCGGGUUGAGCAAUGUUACACAUCAACAAAGCCUCGCAAACAGUCUUUUUGCUGAGGAAGGAACGUCUCCUGGUUUUGUGACUAGGAUAAAUAAAAAGGCGUUGAGCAUUGUCUCGGAUCAGUUAAAAGAUAGAGUUAUUAAAUUCAUGAAUUCCGAUGGACUCGAAUUCAAUAUUUCAGCUCCUUUGACAAAUCAAGUCCGGUUUACGUUACGGUCAUCCCGGAUAAUUUCAUUCGAUGAACUUUUCUUCGACUCUUCCAUGUCGAUUGUUCCACAAAAAGGAAUUUCAUGGACGGGAACCAACAUCAAUGUGACGUUAUUGGCAAGCUUCAGUCUGUUAACAACGCAAGGCGAAAUCACAGGAAAUGUUCCGUUGUCGUUUGACAAAACUAAUGUCGAACUUCUUCUGUGGACCGGAGUGAAUGGGGACGGUCACUUGAAAACCGAUUUGAUCACAUGCAAAGUUGCAGCUAACAACUUGCAGCUUCAGUUCAGCCAAGCUGAUUCCGCUUUACUUGCCAACUAUAUCCCACAUAUGCAGAACUUUAUCAGACAAACCGUUGAACAGGUUGUGUGCCCUUCAUUCCAUGCCGAACUCGUUCCAGUUCUUUCCAAUAGAAUUAUGAAUACUCCACUUAGCGCAUCUCUCUUUGAACAAUAUUUCAUCAAUUACGCUCUUCUAGGACCUGUUGAAUUCUCCAACCAAGCAAUCACCCUUAAACACCGAGGAAACUCAUUUGGAAUUUUGAGACAAGGAAGAACUCGUCUCAACGACUUCAGACUCCCGUACCGUAGUCCACCACUCAAUGUUCCAACUGCCGAUUCGGGACAUAUGAUUGACUUCUAUCUCUCUAAUUAUACCAUGAGUUCACUUCUCUUCUGGAUGGACCAAUACAGAAAAUUCGAUUAUGAGAUCAGUAGACAGGCAACCAAUAAUUCUGCAUUAGUCGGAUAUCUGAAGACAGAUUGCGGAACUGGAGAUAUUUGCGCAGGAACCUUGUUCCCAGCUCUCGGAACUCGUUUCCCAGGAGGAGAAGUUGUGAUCAAGUCGCAUACAGUCUCUUAUCCAAGAGUGGUACUUAAAAAGAACAAUAUGACAAUUUAUAUCGACAGUCGAGUGGACGCAUUUGUACAGCAACAAGAUCGCAGUCGCCGCUUCCUUACCGCUUCGAUGAACGCCGAAGUGAAACUGGAUAAGCCAUCCUUCAAAGAUUUCGUUCUUCACGGAGAAUUGAGAAUUGAUAAAUUCAAGGUUUCAGAUGUAGCAUCUCUAGUUGAUGGUAUCGAUGAGGGAUCAUUGGAGUUCUUGGUCAACGCUCUCACGGAAUUGAUUCUGAAUGAGGAUAUGGCUAAGAAAUUGAAGAGUGGAAUUCAACUCCCAAUUAUGUUUGAUUACACUCAACAAGCAGCUAAUGUUAGCUUUGAAGAGGACAUGGUGCACAUUUCUGCCGACUUCUGCGCCACCGACAAAUGCUCCACAACGGCCGACAACAAAGACACCGACGUCGACUACUAUGACACAGUACAGGGUUAA